AUGGCGGAGGAAGAUAAAAAGUCUCUUGUCGAGACCAUGGACGUGACACCGCCUGAAGCGGCUCCUGCUGAAGGGACCUCGACCGUGAAUGCAGAAGCUGCUGCCCCAGAAACGGCAGACAAGGCACCCGCCAACAAGUCCCCGUCCACCAAGGUUCCCACUGCGACCAAGAGUGUCAUGCCAAACCCAUCCUUUCCUCCCCCAAAGACAGACAAGCCCCGUCCUCAUGUGUGCUUGGUCUGCCUGCGAUCCUUUGCUCGCCUAGAGCAUCUGAAAAGGCAUGAGCGAUCUCACACCAAAGAAAAACCGUUUGCGUGUCCCGAAUGUACCCGUUGCUUCGCCAGGCGUGACCUGCUGCUCCGACACCAGCAGAAACUCCAUUCUUCCACAACACCAUCGGCACGACCCCGGGCCGGGCGAAGGGAAAGUGUUGCAGGAGUCGCCGGUGGCCGUGUUCGCAAGAAUUCAACCGCGAGCAGCACGACAACAAUGAGACCGAGAGCGAACACGGUCAGUCAUGUGGACUCUGCCACUCGAAGACUGAGUGUGCUGUCCGAUUCCGUUGGUACUUUGGGGCGCCAGCCCACAAGCAACCAUAACCACCAUAACAGCAUGUCGGCCAUCCCGAAUUUUCAGGCGUAUCAAUACCGCAGUGCAACCGGUCAUCAGCAUGCCUUGCAUCUACCAAAGUUGGAGACCCUGGGACUGCCCUCCGACAUCCCAAGCGGCCUCCGCACGGCGCCCCCCUUCGGAGGAUUUGGUGCCGAAUUUGAAAAUGCUUUCGACUCCGACCAAGGAAACACCAUCAACCCUCACGCACUGCAUAUGUCCAACUUGCAAGGACUGGGUGUCGACUCGUCGCUUUCCCCUUUCCACCAGAUGUUCCCCGGUAUGACUCCUUCGCAAGCCAUGGCUGACGAGGAUGCGACUUUCGACUGGAUGACGUUGGGUUUCGAGAACCAGAUGUCUUUUGCUCAAGCCAAUGAGAACGCUAUCGAUGAUUCCUCGCCCUCGGCCAUGAGCACCAAUAGCCCGGCUGCUUUAAAUGACGUGAACAUGAACGGCGACCCAAACAUUGCAGCGAUGCAACACGCCUCGGUUACUGCAGCCAAUAUGUGGUCCACCAGCCUUGCGGCCCACGUGCCUUUGCUGAACAGUCCUAUGAGUAUCGAAAUGUUGUCCAACUUUAAUGAUGUCGUCAACGCUUCAAUGGGGACCGUCUCUCCAAAAUCCUUGCUGGGUCAAGCAACUGCUAUGGACAUCAGCCUUCCGACUCCGCCAGAUUUUGCCUCAAUGGACGCUUCUGCCAUGAACUCGACCCCUCAAUUAACGGGUUUCCAGCUCUCCCUCCCUGGAAAUGGGCCUGGCUCUACUACCUCUACCGCCUCUCUGGACAGCAGUCUUCGUCAGAGCUCGAUCACCACGAUGUCCUCAGAUUUGGUUAAUGAGCAUAUUCGGAAUGUGUUGAUUGCUGGCCUUUCUCAGAACACAGGCUUCGGACAACGCAAGUAUUCGCAACCAGCAAUCAGUUCGCCGCUCUCUCCAGGCUCCAAUAUACGCACGAAAGGGUUCAACGCCAACACCUUUCCGAGCACACCUGAAUUGCAGCGAUAUGUUUCUGCCUACAUCAAAUACUUCCAUCCCCACCUUCCAUUUCUACACGUCCCGACACUUAACUUUGAGUCGCCAGACUACACAACCCCGAUCCGGCUAGUGUCUGGCCAUUCUCAAUUUGGCCAGGCUUCUGUAGCUGGUGGAGGCAGUUGCUUAAUCCUAGCAAUUGCUGCCAUUGGAGCUCUAUACGAACAUGAGGUAUCUCAGUCUCGAGAACUCUUCGAGUGUGCCAAGCGCUUGAUCAGCAGCUAUCUGGAAGAAAGGCGCAAGGCCAACCUGACCAAAACCCAGUUUGGCCCUCGACACUCUGCUGAGCGAGAAGAUACGCCACUCUGGCUGGUUCAGGCUAUGCUGUUGAACGUGAUCUAUGGCCAUAAUUGUGGCGAUAAAACAGCAGCCGAGCUUGCAAGUAACCAUUGUGCAGCCCUAGUAAGCCUUGCUCGCGGCGCCGAGCUCGCAAAACCUUCCCAGGGCCACAGCGGAACAAGCGCCAGCGGUGCCAACGUCAACGUUCAGAUGGGUGGAAUGCCAAACAAUGGCUGGAGCUCGAUGAUCAGCGAGAUUGAUGACUCUGACUGGUUGGAGUGGAAGGUCAUGGAAGAACGCAAGCGGACUUUGUAUGCGGUCUUCAUCCUUUCGAGCAUGCUUGUGACCGCUUACAACCAUCCUCCCGCACUCACCAAUUCCGAGAUCCGUUUGAAUUUGCCCUGCGCGGAGGAACUCUGGGCUGCCGAAUCUGCGCAAACAUGGCGCCAACUAGGAGGAGCCAGUGCGGAAACGGGCGCGCUUACCUUUGCCGCAUCAUUGACACAUCUGCUCAUGUCCGCACACAGACAACGACGCCGGAACAGUAACGUAAAUGGAGUUGGGCCUACGAGCGAGCUCGAACUCACCCCAAGCACAUUCGGGUGCUUGAUCUUGAUCAACGCCCUCCACAACUACAUAUGGGAAACACGGCAACGGCACCUGGGACGGCAAUGGACUGCAAGCGAGACAGAGCAGAUGCACGCACACAUCGAACCGGCACUCACUGCCUGGGAAGCGGCGUGGGCGAGCAAUCCCAAGCAUAGCAUCGAACGGCCCAACCCAUUUGGCGACGGUCCCUUGUCCGCGGAUUGCGUGCCGCUACUCGACCUUGCUUACAUCCGGCUAUUUGUCAAUUUCGGCAGGUCCAAGGAGGCUUUCUGGCAACGGGACUACGAUGCUAUGGCAGAAGAGCUUGCAAAGGGUUCCGAGGCAGUUCCAGGCCAGGGACUGGCCAAAGGAGACCAAACCAACAACUCUCCAUCUCAAAAGCUCGAGAGCAAGAAUCAAGAGCAAAUGCCGACUCCUGUGGAAGAAGGCAUGAAAGUGGAACCAGGAGAGCACGAGCAGGAAGCCCGGAAAUCUCAAUCAUCUCGGCGCGAGCGACACCUUCGGAAGGCCGCCUUUUACGCCGCCGAUUCCUUGGCCAUGUCGGACAAACUCGGUCUGAGUUUUGCUGAGCAUACAUCUCGAGAGCUGCCAACGCAGUCAGCAAUGUGUGCAUUCGACUGCGCGCAAGUGCUAGCCGAGUGGAUCGCAACUGUCCAAGAACGAGUUGGCAAAUACCUCGGCGUCAUUGGCCGCGACGAGAUGAACUUAGUAGAAGUACCAGGCAUACUGCUCCUCGAGGAUGAAGACCGGACACUGAUUCAAAAGAUCGACGAGAUUCUAACGAGUGCUGAACGCAAGAUUGAAACCCAGGGCGGAUUUGAUCUCUCUGCGGCACGAGAAGGAGGCCACGGCAGCAGGAUCCUUACACUGACGGCGUACAUACUAGGAAGGGAUUGCGUGUGGCCUGUCUUCAAGCUCAUGGCGCGAUCUCUGGAGACCCAGGCCGGGCAUAUCAAGGAUCGAGCAUUAGCUUCAGCUUCAAACUCGUGA
Fonsecaea erecta is the source of this 3519-nucleotide messenger RNA. RefSeq lists its product as hypothetical. Lineage: Eukaryota; Fungi; Ascomycota; Eurotiomycetes; Chaetothyriales; Herpotrichiellaceae. Gene Ontology annotation, molecular function: RNA polymerase II cis-regulatory region sequence-specific DNA binding; DNA-binding transcription factor activity, RNA polymerase II-specific; zinc ion binding. Gene Ontology annotation, biological process: regulation of transcription by RNA polymerase II; DNA-templated transcription. Bases 1 to 3519 code for a protein of 1172 amino acids. The record is from RefSeq and is a predicted model, not a curated record. Gene Ontology annotation, cellular component: chromatin. The transcript has 3 exons.